Stylonychia lemnae is the source of this 759-nucleotide messenger RNA. The record is from the annotation of a GenBank genome assembly. NCBI's taxonomy places the organism in Eukaryota, Ciliophora, Spirotrichea, Sporadotrichida, Oxytrichidae.
AUGUUUGAAACUAACUAUAGGAAUUCACUUCCAGGCUAUACUGGCCACGUUCCAGGCAAAAUCGAAAAUGACAUGCCUCCUGAUAACAAAGAACCAAGAAAGCACAUUCCAGGUUAUGGUGGAUACGUUCCAGGUGUUAAGAGUGAAAAUGUUUUUGGAUAGACCUAUGGAAAAACCAGCUAUCAAUCAAGUGCUGGAGCCUUCCACAGAGGCAUUGACGAGCCAGCUAACCUUAAAUACUAAUCACUAUUCAAGGCUGAGUUUAUCCAGCAUGCUGAUAAAUAACACGAAACAACAGCUUAAAUUGUUGGAGUUCAGAGACAAUAAGAUUCAUAUAAGAAACCUAUUCCCCCUGAUACAGUUUAUAAAUUCUUCGGCGUUGACACCAAGCAAGGAGAUGAAGUCGUCCAAAAGCAGCAAUAUGAGAAGAAUAAGCAAGCUUUUUUCAAUGUGCAAAAAGAUUAAACUUUCUAGCAAACAAAGCCUUCUCAAAGCGAGGAAGAUGCUUUGAAAGUAUUCUAUGGAGUUGAAGAACCCAAAAAUCAAGCUCCAAGAAAUGGAGAUCCCAUUCCAGGCUACAGUGGGGUAAACAGAAGAGUAUAGGCUGACAACGUAUUCGGUAUGACUUAUGCAGAGGCUAGAAGAAGAGCCCAAGAAAGCUAAAAUAGAAUAACUACUGAGAAAGGAGAGACUCUUAGAUAAACAUCGCAAUUUGUGCCAGAAUAUAAGAGACCAAAACAAGACGAUCUCUGGUAUUGA